AGACGCCACCGCGCUCAGCAAUGAGGAAACGAAGCAAGUUGCCCCAACUUCUCCGGCGGGAACCUCGCCUCCGGGGGCCGGCGGAGAUCUCCCUGCUUUCUUGACCUCGUGCCAUUCCUGGGCAGGCCUUGCUCACACUGAUCCCUGGGGCAGGAUGCCAACGAAACGCUGGGCACCUGGCACUCAGUGUAUCACUAAGUGUGACCACACCAAGCCCAAAGCCGGGGAGCUGGCCUUCCACAAAGGGGACAUGGUCACCAUCAUUGAGGCUUGUGAGAGCAAGAGCUGGUACCGGGCCAAGCACCAUGAGAGCGGAGAGGAGGGGCUGCUGCUUGCCGGCUCUGUCCGGGAGCGAGAGGCCAUCCAGGCUGACCCCAAACUGAGCCUCAUGCCAUGGUUCCACGGGAAAAUAUCUGGCCACGAAGCUGUUCAGGAGCUACAACCAGCUGAAGACGGACUGUUCCUGGUGCGGGAGUCAAUGCGUCACCCAGGGGACUAUGUGCUUUGUGUCAGCUAUGGCCGUGAUGUCAUCCACUACCGUGUCAUCCAUCAGGACAGCCAGCUCACCAUUGAUGAGACCGUCUCCUUCUACAACCUCAUCGACAUGAUCGAGCAUUAUACGAAGGACAAGGGGGCCAUCUGCACCAAGCUGGUAAAGCCCAAGCCAAAACAUGGAACCAAGUCUGCAGAGGAGGAGCUGGCCAAAGCCGGCUGGUUACUGAACCUGCAGCAGCUGACCCUGGGGAGCCAAAUCGGAGAGGGCGAAUUUGGAGACCUGACAGACUUUCCCUGCUUCCCAUCCUCCUUCCCAGCUGUGUUACAGGGCGAGUACAUGGGCCAGAAGGUGGCCGUAAAGAACAUCAAGUGCGACGUCACGGCCCAGGCCUUCCUGGAUGAGACAGCCGUCAUGACGAAAAUCCAGCACAAGAACUUGGUGCGAUUGCUGGGGGUGAUACUGCACCACGGGCUUUACAUCGUCAUGGAGUACAUGAGUAAGGGGAACCUGGUGAACUUCUUACGGACUCGGGGCCGCUCUGUGGUCCACACCAAACAGCUGCUCCAGUUCUCCCUCCACAUCGCAGAGGGCAUGGAUUACUUGGAGUCCAAGAAGCUGGUGCACCGGGACCUGGCGGCCCGCAACAUCCUCAUCUCAGAGGAGAACGUGGCCAAGGUCAGCGACUUUGGGCUGGCCAAGGCAGACCGCAAGGGGCUGGACGUCACCCGGCUGCCUGUCAAGUGGACAGCCCCCGAGGCUCUGAAACACAAGAAAUUCUCCAGUAAGUCAGAUGUCUGGAGUUUCGGGAUCCUCUUGUGGGAAGUGUUCUCUUACGGCCGGGCACCGUACCCCAAGAUGUCAUUGAAGGAGGUGUCAGAGGCGGUGGAGAAAGGUUACCGCAUGGAUCCUCCAGAGAACUGCCCACCCACAGUCUAUGCCCUGAUGAACAGCUGCUGGGAGGCCGAACCCGCCAAGCGCCCCACCUUCAAGAAACUGGGUGAGAAGCUGACCAAGGAGUUGCGGAACACGGCCAGUGAAGCUGGCCCGGCUGGGAGUCAAGCGCAGGAAUCCUGACCCCCCUCCCUGAUGGAGUUGGGCAUGACUCUGGGGGAGCCCCAAAGGAAUGGCGAGGGCUCACAGGGUAGGGUUGAAUUCUGGACUCAGGAACUGGGGACCCCCUUGCUGCUGCUGGGAAUUACAGAUGUUGGCCCUGGCCAUGGGCCAGCCAACGUGACUUAGCUGUUCCUGUUCUGGCUGCCAGCGGGUAUGGCGUUCUUCCUCGCCCCCGGCCGCUGAGGAUUGUACAGAAGAUAAGGAUAAAAGCCCCAGCUGGAAAUGGGUUCCUUUGAGUCGCCUCUUCCUCUCCUGCCCCCAUGGAGGAGAUAUAGGCCUGAAAAUCCUGCUGGCAAGUUUCCCACCUGUCCCCCACAUCCGCACUCUCCUAGCCACCUUUGGACAUCUCUCAGAACCCCUGGGUAACCUCUGGCUGUGCCCCCUGGAUGCUUGGGAAUACAGGAGAAGCGGGGUGAGGGAACACGGAGAAGGGCAGGGUAGCAUAGGUCAGAGAAAGUGUAAGUGUGCAGAGGGACUGUGCCAGUGUGUAUUAGGAUGAAUAGUAUGUCAGGGCCCGGAAGUGUGGCAGUGUGAGGAGAGAGAGAGAGGAA
Molecule: messenger RNA, 2160 nt
Organism: Tachyglossus aculeatus (Australian echidna)
Lineage: Eukaryota; Metazoa; Chordata; Mammalia; Monotremata; Tachyglossidae
Gene: MATK
Product: megakaryocyte-associated tyrosine kinase
Exons: 13
Coding region: 155-1570 (471 amino acids)
Biological process (GO): protein phosphorylation
Molecular function (GO): ATP binding; protein binding; protein tyrosine kinase activity
Source: RefSeq, a predicted model, not a curated record